Molecule: messenger RNA, 458 nt
Organism: Hibiscus syriacus
Lineage: Eukaryota; Viridiplantae; Streptophyta; Magnoliopsida; Malvales; Malvaceae
Exons: 2
Coding region: 39-458 (139 amino acids)
Source: RefSeq, a predicted model, not a curated record
GUGGGAAAAUUAGGAAGAAAUGGAACCCCAACCAGAAUAUGGGGAUGAAGGUCAACCCUGGUUUGCUUGAUCAGAAAACAUUGGCAGCUCUGAAGAUGAAUAAUGCUCAGUUAGGCGGUUUAAACUUAAACGCCGGGGCCGAUUCCAAGAGGGGAAACGACAUGAACCCCAUCGCCGCCGGUCUUUCCGGUUUUCAUGGAAACAAUGCUGCUAACGUUGUUCCUAAUGCUUCUGUUUUAGGAGCCAAUCCCAAUGGUAUGGGAGGAUAUCAUCAAGUUCAAUCCAACAAUUGCCUGCAGCAGGGGGCAUCUAACGAGUUUCCCGAACGGAGGAUUCACGACCAGUCAAUAUCCAUCGCCGAUGCUCAUGAACAUCAACGGCUACAACCAUCCGUCAUCAUCGAUGAUGAAUAUGAUGAACCUGCAGAACAGGCAACUACCUCAGAUGAUGUAUCAUAG